This is a messenger RNA of Colias croceus (clouded yellow), 874 nucleotides long. RefSeq lists its product as uncharacterized. The record is from RefSeq and is a predicted model, not a curated record. The transcript is spliced from 2 exons. The coding region runs from base 58 to 777 and encodes 239 amino acids. NCBI's taxonomy places the organism in Eukaryota, Metazoa, Arthropoda, Insecta, Lepidoptera, Pieridae.
AUUUGACAUUCAGGUGACAGUAAAAAAAGAUAAAAGAAUAAACAAACAUUGACAAACAUGGCGAACGAGUUUGAUGGGAUCGACGAAGAUUUAGAAAAUUUAAAGGCCUUAGUAAGGAAAUCUUUUGCGCGUAUAUAUGCAACAUUAAAAGCAAGGGAAUUGAAAACUUUAAGACAAAUUGAUGUUAUUCGUAAACAAUGCCAAGGAAACCAAGAUAUAACACGGAAUUGUGUGCAAAACAUUCAAAUAAAUUAUGACAACGAAACAACAUUAUUAGAUAAUAUAAGAAAAUACGGCGCCGUUGAAUUUGAUAAACUUAAUUUUGAUAAUAGUACUUUUAUAAUUGAAGAUUAUGUGAGUCCUGAUGAUGAUCAUAUGUAUUCCUAUAAAACAAUCGAAGAUGUGACUAACGGAGAGGAUAUUAAAGAUUUGGAAACAAUAGAAGAGGCUGCAUUAAAGGAAAUCACUGAAACUGAAGACUGUGUAUGCUUUGUUAAUAUUAGAUCUGAGGAUGUGGCAAAGAAAUUUCGUGAUGUAGAGCCUGAGACGUCGAGUAAAGAAUCGAACUGUAGCGACGAAAUUAAUUUGCAUGUGGUUGGUAGCAAAGAGGUAGAAAAUGAAGAUCCACCAAUGGAAGAAAUAAGUGAAAAUGUUGAUGAAGAAGUUAAGAAAAUUGAACCUACGGAUGAUUGGCUAAAUACUAUUAAAAAUCAAACAGAGACUGAACCUUCGCAAGUAACAGAUGUCAUGGAACACAGUACUAUAACAUGCUCUUAGCAUAGGAUGGUAACGGCACUUUACUUAAUUUUUAUCAUGCAGAUUGAACUUUAAAUAAAUUUUUAUAUUUUAUUUAGAUAAAUUUAGUAAACCAAAA